Daldinia childiae is the source of this 7734-nucleotide messenger RNA. Its product is annotated as putative glucose-methanol-choline oxidoreductase protein. Gene Ontology annotation, molecular function: flavin adenine dinucleotide binding; oxidoreductase activity, acting on CH-OH group of donors. Bases 1 to 7734 code for a protein of 2577 amino acids. The record is from RefSeq and is a predicted model, not a curated record. The transcript has 9 exons. Lineage: Eukaryota; Fungi; Ascomycota; Sordariomycetes; Xylariales; Hypoxylaceae.
AUGCCGUCGGCAAUUCCUGAUAUCACGGCCGUUGCCGCUGAAGACAUUAAGGUGACAUCCACCGAGGUGCCGGCCACGAACGGGAUUGGAAAAAAACUCAACAGCAGGGCAACCUGGAACGGGCAUGAAAACGCUGGUAGCUCGAGCGCUUCGGAUUGUUCAACUGAUACCUUUAAUCAUAGCUUCUAUGGACUGAAUGCGAGUGAAGCGUGGAACCGUGCUCAACCUACCCCUGGUCGUACGUUUAGCAUUGAUGAUGAAUCGGGAGAACAGCAACCUCGAGCCUUCUCUCGGAUACAGUCAUGGGGAGAUGAUCCCAAAACCGCACAGUUUCCUCGCAUAUCUAAACCCGUGGAGCUUAUGCGCCACUCAUACGACUGUGUUGUCAUCGGCUCUGGGUAUGGUGGUGGCGUGGCAGCGUCCCGCAUGGCUCGUGCUGGUCAAUCGGUCUGUCUCCUAGAGCGCGGUAAGGAACGCUGGCCCGGAGAGUACCCGGUUAGCACAGGUGAUGCUCUUGAGCAGGUCCACUACUCCGGGGAAUUUACCCCUGGUUGGUUGCCCAAGAAGGUUGUCAAUGGUGGCGAUCCUACCGGCAUGUAUCACUUAAUAUUCGGGAACUGUCAGAACGCAGUUGUUUGCAAUGGUCUUGGUGGGACUAGCUUGAUAAAUGCCAAUGUAUAUUUGGAAGCGGACAAAGAUACGCUACAACAAGAUGCGUGGCCGAAAGAAAUUAGGGAAGAUCCGGAGUCUUUGACUGAAUAUUACAAGAGAGCAGCAAGUGUCUUAGAGCCAGAAGCGUACCCCGAUGACUGGCCGAAGCUGCCAAAGCUUGACCUGUUAGAGAGGCAGGCAAAGUAUUUGAACAUGACAGAUAAGUUUCGACGUGUGAAACAGACGACGCGAUUCCGAAAUGGACCAAAUAGCUGUGGUGUGGAAAUGUUUCCAUCGGCACUCACUGGUCAAGACGUCACUGGUUUAAACGACGGGUCUAAGAACACUACACUCGUUACGUACCUGGCUGACGCGUGGAACUGGGGCGCUGAUAUGUUUUGUGAGGCCGAAGUACGAUACAUAACUAAAGCACCAUAUAACCAAUCCGGGUAUAUUGUCUAUUUCGCUUGGCAUGGACGAAAUCGCGGCCACUUCAAAGCAAAUCUGCAUGGAGACCUUAUGUGGGUUCAUGCAAAGAAAGCUGUGUUUCUCGGCGCCGGCUCUAUCGGCACAACUGAGAUCCUCCUUAGGAGCAAAGAUAUGGGACUUGAGCUGAGUGGGAAAGUAGGCCAGAACAUGAGCGGCAACGGAGAUAUCCUAGGGUUUGGGUAUAAUACGGAUUAUGAAGUUAACGGAAUGGGGAAAGCUUCUCCAUCCCCUUCUCAUCCUAUCGGACCUUGCAUUACCGGUAUCAUCGACAACAGAGAAGGCCACGAUAAUCCUUUAGAUGGUUACGUUAUUGAGGAAGGGUCUAUGCCAUCAGCAUUCGCCCCUUUUCUACAAGCUAUGCUUGAGCUCUUGCCUGGCAGUAUUGAGCCGACUGAUGAAGGUCUUGUUGGCAAAGUAAAGGCGAAUCUCGCUCGCGUGGGAAGCGCAUUCCUCGGGCCAUAUUUCCGUAAAGGCGCGAUUGAGAGGACACAAGUAUACUUGAUCAUGUCCCACGAUAGUAACCAAGCAUACCUAACGCUAAAAGAUGACAAACCGGUCCUUGAGUUUGUAGGGGUCGGCCGUAGUGACCAUGUCAAGACCCUGAACCGUGUAUUAGAGAAAGCCACGAAAGCUGUUGGGGGGACGUUUGUCCAAAACCCCUGGUAUGCCUUGCUGGGUGAACAGCAAGUUACAGUUCACCCAAUUGGUGGUGCUUGUAUGGCUCGCGACGGAACUGGUUCGACUGGCGUUACGAACCACAGGGGUGAGGUCUUCAAUGGCUCCGGCACAGAGACCUACCCUGGUCUCAUCGUCACGGAUGCUGCGGUUAUCCCAACUGCCCUUGGAGCAAACCCAUUCGCCACUAUCACUGCUCUGGCUGAACGGUCUGUAGACCACUAUGUUAAAGAGAGAGGACUCACAAUCGAUAUGACGCAGAACAAAGUUCUUGACCUCUUUGGUGCUCCUGAACAUAAACACCGCCGUGGAAAGAGUGGUUGGAAAGAACACAUCGAGGAAACACAAGAGACAGCCAAACUAAACAGUGCGACGAAUGCGAUUAUAUCAGCUCGACGCAUGAAUGAAUCCGGAUUUGGCUUUACCGAAGUCAUGACUGGGCAUAUCCAUCGAGACAAGGGUCUUAAACGGGACAACAUAGACACAUACGAGCUGGCAGCUAGGACUGCGAAGUCCUUAAGCGAAACGGCGCGAUUUUUCCUCAGUGUGCAGUCCUUUAACACCAGGUCAAUUAUAAACGAUCCCAGUCAUAAAGCAACCUUAACCGGUACUUUUGUCUGCCCUACCCUCGAGGGGUCCCCAUUCAUGGUACAGCGAGGUGAUUUCAAUUUGUUCUUGUUAGAUCGAAAAGCACCUGGGACUCGAAACCUGACGUACGACUUCGACAUGCGUGGUAUCAAUGGAAGAUGGCUCCAUUUCCAUGGUUAUAAAGUAGUUGAUUCAUCUGUCGCGUUGUCGCCGAUACAUUUCUGGAAAUCGACUAGCACCCUAUACGUCACUAUCACUGAGCCGAUCUCAGAAUCGGAACGAAAAUGUGCGGAUGCGGAUGAAUGUGGACUUCUGGGGGAAAUCGUUGCCAAGGGCAUUAUGAGUAUCCGAGCAGAGGAUUUCCUUUCUGAAGUUUUAACCCUCACACCCACGGGCAGCAGCAUUUUCAAGAAGGUCUUAAGCGCAGCCAACUUCCUAACCUUUUUUACUCGGAAGUCUAUGUCGCUUCUCCUAGCACCACUCACCCCUUUGCAAUAUCCCACGCAGGCCUACACAGGCUUCGUAAACAAUACACCUCCGACUAAGACAUAUCAGAUCCAUGCCUCUGAUGGCGUCGUUACUAGAUUAUAUCAGUGGGAACCCACGAACCCAACGGUCGAACCUAAAAACCUAUUUAUGAUCCCCGGCGCUUCGGUUGACCAUCAGAUAUAUGCACUCCCUACCAUUCGGUAUAACGCUGUUAACUACUUCCGUCGCGCUGGCUAUAGGGUGUUCAUUCCCGUUCAUCGUAUCUGUAUGUUGAUGGUUGCGAAAGAAGACUGGACGACAUUUGAUGUACGUCUGGACCUGAAAGCUUGCCUAGAGAAGAUCCGGAAAGAGACCACCGAAGUUGGUAAGGAACCGGAACGCAUAUACGCUAUCGCACACUGUAUGGGUAGCGUAGCAUUCUCAGCCGGCCUACUCGACGGCACAAUUCCCGCCAAAUGGAUCAAGGGCAUAACUUGCAGCCAAGUAUUCAUGAAUCCGAAGUGGAAUACUCUGAAUAUGAUCAAGAUCAUGGCACUACCAAUUCCAGCCGACACGGUGUACCGAUUAGUGUCGGGAGAUUGGUUCAACUUUGGCACGACUGUAGAUGACUCCUUGAUUCAGAGAAGUCUUAACGAGUUACUGCGGCUCAUGCCAGAUGAGCGUAAAGAACUUUGCAAUAACGCAAGCUGCCACCGUGUCACGAUGGCAUUGGGCCGAUGCUGGAACCAUCGUAACCUUAACGAGGCGACCCACAGACAGAUCGACCGGUUCUUCGGGGGUAUUAGCAUGACGCUCUUGCACAUGUUGAUGAAACAGGGCUACGAAGGAGGUGUCAUGAGUAACGCCCCCCUAUUCGAACGACUGGACACACCAGAUAAUAUCCGUAGACUAAAGGGUAUCCCUAUCAUGCUAUUUGUCGGUCGCGAUAAUGCUGUCCUAACCCCCGAGUCCACGGAGAGGACUUACGAGAUCCUUACCGAUACGUUCACUGGCGAACACGCGAGCGGUGUCCAGUAUCGUCGCCGCGUGGUCCCUGAUUAUGGACAUCUUGAUUGUUGGAUGGGACGUAACGCUUGGAAGGACGUUUAUCCGUUUGUCCGCGAGGAGGUCGAUCGUGUGAUGCGUGGGGAAGAGUACAAGUUCCAGGAACCUAGCGAUACCUUUUCGAAGCUGGAGCUGGCAGAGCGGCAGGGUGAGCUGAAUCACGACAACUUACAUAACCGCCCCUCCGACGAUAUUCAAGGUGAUCCAAAACCUUACAAAUCUCGCAUAGUGAUACGGUUGCCGCGCGACCCAACAUUUCCCGCGGAUCAAUACGUGCGCGUGCCACCCGAUUCGCAGCAAACAAAUAGCCAGCAGUCUUCUCAGCUUACUGAUACCCAUGCUGCACUAGCUCACGAAUCCGAGCUUGAGAGCCAAGAGCAGAGGGUCGUGCCUGAUUCUCAGGAGAUACACAGCGCUUUGAUUUCUGAUGUGCAUAGCAGUAUCCCUGACCACUUCAGUUCGUUUGGAGCAAGUCAACUUCAGGGACGUGCUAUUGUCUCAUCCCAGCGCGAAGAAAGGCUUCAGCAUCCAGAAUCGUUUAGACACUCGACAGAAAUUCCUUCGCGUCAGCCGGAUCGUCCCUUUACUGGAAACCAGGGAAACGUGUCAACUUCGACCUUUCUAAUUGGGACCGUUGCAGGUUCGGCUUCGCUCGACGAUUCGCAGAGCACUAUUGGUAAAGGAAAUCCUACGUUCUUGACACAAGAAGGCCUCAACGUUGACGUUGUUCCCCCAACGUCCCAGCCGACUAGUUUUGCAUCUACUCUCCCUCACGAAUUAGCUUGGGACGAGCACAUCAGCCAAGAUCAAAGCCAGGCGCAUAUAAUAAGUAAUAACUCACAGGCCGCUCAAGUCGUGCUGCCCCUCAGUAGCCAACAGGGAGGGCUCGCGACAUAUAGCGAGGCGACCUUUACAGUUUACGACGAUCCAAUUGCACCUGACACUGUACUAAGAAACGCGCAGGACAAACGCGACCCGCAAAAUUCAAGCCAAGCUUUAAGUGAAUUGGACGGCAAUACUAGAAAUACAUCAUUCUCAGAAGACCAGCAACUUGAAUUAGAACCUGAGUCUAGUCACGCAGAGCUUUCGCAAACGAUUCCCGGGAAAUCAGUAGAGUUUGGAGCAAACAAAGUGCCUUUUGGACCACCUACAUUCGGAUCUCAGCAACCGGCCGCGCCUACGAAUAUGGAUACCGACCAGCCCGCCCCCGCCCGGGUUACGGCACGCGAGAGGUUGAGAUUAAUCCGGGAACACCACUUUGAAGCCCUAAACGAGGUUUUCCCACGACGAAAGGCUCCAACAGAGACUCCUUCUAGAGCAGCUAGCACCGACGUGGAUUCUUUAGCAGGCCCGCAACCGGACAUUCAGGAGGCACCGAUUGUUCAAGCUCCUGCUUCCCGAGAUAUUAGUCCCUUAACUCCAGUAAACCUGACAUCUCAACCUUUCCUGGCUCCGCCUCUAGAGACGGCUGCUAACGACAUAUCUUCGGAUCGUCAAUUACUAGUACCCGAGACUACCCAAACACCCAUUGAGCACGUUGAGCAAGAAAAGGAGGUCGAGCUAGGAUUAGAGGAAAGCGGCCCUAUUGAAGUAGGGUAUGAUAUCCAUGAAGAAGAGCAGCCUGCAACCUUAGACCCAUCAGCCUUGACGUUAUCUAUUGAACAUGAUAUGGAUGCUAGCCCAUCAAUACCAGUACACGAUGCUCUCCAUAACAGCCUACAGAUACCAGACGAUUUUGUUAUACCGCACGACGAAGAUGAGACACCUCUUAGCUAUCCGAGGAGCCUUCUCCCCUAUAUACCCACUGGACCUAACGAGUAUCUCGUUACACUCCCAUUUUACAAUAGCUGUCGGCCUGUAUAUAACGACGUACUUCGCGACAAUGAGGGGCUUAUUCGCGAGUAUAACGCUGCGUUUCGUGUUUUCCCUCAUCAAAUACCGCAUCCUGCAACAAUAUCGAAAAUUGACGAGAUGUUCUCUCGUCUUUUCGAUAUUUGCGACCUGCCACCGUUUAUAGAAACUACAACAACUAUUACACCUGCAGAGCUAACGAAGCACCUCGUUAAUACCAAUGCGAAAUUCGCAUUUGUUGCCGAGUUACUUGUUUACUUGGCCGAAGAGAAUUCGAAUAAGAAAGUUCUCAUAUUGUCCCGUCCCGGGAAGGUUAUGGAUUUCCUUGGUAACGUUAUAGAAACAAGAGGUUACCGUUAUAUUCGAUCCGGCCUAGAGAUCGUCAGUCCUUCUAGUGCCGAACACAGUCUGACCGUUGCCAUUUCGUCGACUCUUGAUAACUCCUCGUCAAUACCCGAAGAUAUCGACGUAGUCAUAGCAUACGAUCAUACAUAUCGGCCUGAGUUGCUCCCACAAACGAUUCGAGAGCGUUCUAUAUUGAUGGUUCUAACGAAUAUAUGCUCCAUCCAGCACCUUAAUAUGCGUGUCUCAGAGAACCUGGAACCGCUGGAACGAAAGAACGUCCUUGUGCUUGCGCUAGUCAAAGCAAUGCGGUACAUAGAAGAUGUUGACGACUCUUUAAUUGUCAAAUUUCACUCGGCAGCAGAGAAUUUCUGCAAGUACAUACAAGACCCGGAUGAGGAAGAUUUCUAUUGGGAGCCAUACGAGGUGCCAGAGGAUGUGUUCGAGGAUUUACACGCUGCCAACUCUCAAUCGCAAGUAUCGCAGUCCGUUCUUGGGGCCUUUGGAACCGACCAACUUCCCGCUAGUCGGAAGAGGUCUCACGAGGGCGAAGAUGAUGAUAUUUCCUCUAAGCGCCCCAGAGUAUCACAACCUACAGUUGUCACUCAUGUGAGUCACAUAAGUGACUCGCUGAAAGGUCUUAUCGGAGAUGACACGGUGGACGAGUCGCCGAAGGCAAUGCUCUCAGUUUCAGUGGGCAAGUUAGAGAAGCUAUCAGCUAAGGUCGUGAGCCUCGAAGCCAAGUUGCGCGAGAGCCAAAUGAGAGAAAAGCAAUUCCGUCAGCUCAGCGAUCGAUCUAAAAAAGAGGUCGACAACUAUGCCUCCACGGUCAGGUUGGUACAAGAGAAAUUCAUGACUUCCCUAAAGGACCGCGGAACCUACGAAGACCAGUAUUACAAGGCUAAGGAGGAAGCCCUAGCGACCAGUGCAAGUCUCGAAUCUAAGCGGAGAGAAUAUGACGAUCUAAAGGAGAAAUUUGCGGAGCAGCAAAAACGAUUAUCUGCAGCGCAUGAAUCGCUUCUUAAGUCUGCAAAUCCCGAGGUUGCCAAGAUGGCACGACUGGAGAAAGAGGUCGAGGAGUCUAAAAUCAAGGCGCAGAGCCUAGAAAAGAAGGCUGCAUUAACUAACAACGAGUUGGAAUAUGCCAAGAAUGCCUACCAAGAUGCAUCUCAGAGAGCUGCGGAGCUCCAGACAGAGAAUCGCGCGCUCGAACAACGAGUCGAAGAACUCAAUCGCAAGGCCAACGAUAACGCAGUUAAAAUAAACAAGAUUUAUGCGGAGAGCGAGAGCAAGGAACUUCUGCGACUACUUAAUGAGCAAAAGAACAUCGUUCGCGACCGAGAUCUAGAGCUUAACCGACUCCGGGACGAACUGCGAAUGCUGAAGGAAACCCGGCGGGGUACGAGACAGAGUAGUGUUCCUCGAAGCCCGCGGUUAAGCGCGUUUGGCGUCAAUAGUCCUCGCAACGGUGGUCGCACUAAGGGUAGCUCUAGCAGUCGUGGUACUAGUCCUGCUCCAGCGACAGGAAUCUUCGAGACGGGAGGCGGAAUUGGCACGCCAGUUCCAAAUAGUCGAGCUUCCCAUCUGCGAGAAUCCAGGUUCUGA